AUGCGCCAACAUGUCUUCAUCCUCUGCUCGAUUUUGCUCUGUUCUCUCCUCCUGCCAUCUCCAUCUCUCCCACUCCCCUGUUUCUACCCUUCUCGCCUACUCCCUUUCUCAUUAUCUCCCUUCUCCCCACCUCCCCUUAUCCCCAUCUCUCUGUCCCCUCUUUUCCCCUUCUCCCCUUUCCCCACCUCCCUCAAUCUUCACAUCUUCCUUCCCUCAUCCUAGGUGGCAUGCGGGGGCAUCGGAGGCGGUGCAGCAGCAAGUGGAGGAGCACAUGGGGCGGGGCGGGUGA
Molecule: messenger RNA, 289 nt
Organism: Closterium sp. NIES-65
Lineage: Eukaryota; Viridiplantae; Streptophyta; Zygnematophyceae; Desmidiales; Closteriaceae
Source: the annotation of a GenBank genome assembly